Messenger RNA from Cyprinus carpio (common carp), 1316 nucleotides. Its product is annotated as hereditary hemochromatosis protein homolog. NCBI's taxonomy places the organism in Eukaryota, Metazoa, Chordata, Actinopteri, Cypriniformes, Cyprinidae. Gene Ontology annotation, biological process: positive regulation of T cell activation; immunoglobulin production involved in immunoglobulin-mediated immune response; peptide antigen assembly with MHC class II protein complex. Gene Ontology annotation, molecular function: MHC class II protein complex binding. The transcript is spliced from 4 exons. Gene Ontology annotation, cellular component: MHC class II protein complex. Bases 183 to 992 code for a protein of 269 amino acids. The record is from RefSeq and is a predicted model, not a curated record.
UUUGAUAUGCCAUGGUUUCCUUUUACAGGCUUGAAUUAUUUUUUCCCUAAGAAUUUUUGUCAGUUCAUUAAAGAUUAGACCCAUAUAGAGUGAUUUUAAAAGGCGCAAGGUAGGUGCAAAAUAACUUGAUUGCACCAUUACGGCACAGCAAUAUAAAAGACCUACUUCACUUUUGAAACAAAAUGCAAGUUUUUCUUUUCGUCGUGGCUUUCUUUACCGUCCUUGCAGCAGAAGAACAUGCAUACCAGCAGUUCAUUGGAUGUGCAUUUAAUAAUGAAGGGCAAGUAAGCCGUUUCUGGCGCUAUGGGUAUGAUGGCAGAGACAUCAUGCAUGUGGAUUUGGCCAAGGAAGCUGUGGUUGCUACCAGUGAACCUGGUCAGCUUUUAGCAGAAGAGAGAAAGAGCAAAGAAUACAUUAAGAGAAAAGAGGCACGACUAGUAAAGGUGUGUUCUGCUGUGAAAACUGUCUUCCUAAAGUCCAACAACUCCCUCUCCAGGGCAGCAAAACCUGCAGUAUAUGUGUCUUCUGGAGGAGAAAAGGAUCAGGAAUAUAUUAAAUGUGCUGUGCGUGGCUUCUAUCCAAACAUCAUUAAAGUACGCUGGACCCAUAAAGCAAGGCCAAUCUAUUUUGGUGUAUCAACUACUGGAGUACUCCCUCACAAAGAUGGCACUUUCCAGAUGACCUCCUAUCUUAGUCUUAGUAACGUGAGCAGCAGCGAUGUUACCUGUGAGAUUGAACACUUAAGCAUUGAUGGGAAAAUGAGGAUAAACUAUGGGGAUAAAUCGUUGUUUCUGUCACAAAUCACAGAACAUGUACUUAAGGCAGUGGCUGCCUUUCUUCUUGGAUUUGUAUUACCAGUUUGCAUAACUGUACUAUUUAUAUGCAUAAGGCAAAAGACAUCAAAACCACCCGAAGAUGAGAUAAAAGACACAAGUGAUGAAUCAGAAGCAUCUUUAUCUUUGAAUUUAAUGAAUAUCUCUCAGGAAACAUAAAAUAUUUAAGGCGAGUGUGACCCGAAACCAUAUAUUAUUAUUAUUAUAUUUUGGCCACAGACAAAUACUUUAAUUUUCAUAUUUGUGUAGAAUUGAAUCUCAAGUAUACACAAUGUCUGUAUAUCUAUAGGUAGCCUAUUAAAAAUCUGUGCUAGAGAUUUUACAUACUAGUUUGUGAUGCUUAAGCUUGUUGAUCUCUGUUUAUAGAGUUUGUAAAUGUAGUGUAACUUGUGCAUGGUCUAACAUAGGCUACUUUACACUAUUGUCAUCUUCACUUGUAAUCAUUAAUUUAUACAAAAUAAACAGGCUAUUUAUGACAAAUGA